Molecule: messenger RNA, 2850 nt
Organism: Pyrus x bretschneideri (Chinese white pear)
Lineage: Eukaryota; Viridiplantae; Streptophyta; Magnoliopsida; Rosales; Rosaceae
Product: nucleolar MIF4G domain-containing protein 1
Biological process (GO): ribosomal small subunit biogenesis
Cellular component (GO): nucleolus
Molecular function (GO): protein binding; RNA binding
Source: RefSeq, a predicted model, not a curated record
UCUUAACAAAAACAAAGAGGAAGUGUUGUGGGCGCCACACGUGUGACACAUCAGUGAACAAAAGCGGUAAACCCUAAAUCCUGAUUCCUGAACGUACCUAUCGGACCGCCGCCAGUUAUCCCCGCCAUCCAACGCCGUCGAACUUUCUGUUUACCAGCCGCCAUCUCCCCUCUCUCACUCUCCCUCACUCCACUACUUUUUCAUUCGACGCUUCCCGCCCUAUCUUCUCUGCCCACGGUAGCUACCGUCAGUUUUCUGUCCGCUUCUUCUUCUUCCUGCUGUCUUUCAUCAUGGUGCAAUCGAGACGAGAGGAGCGAAAGGAAGCUCGGUUGGCGAAGAAAGCAAGCAAACAUGAGUCGUGGAGUCGACAUAAGAAUAUUCAAAAGCUUGGUAAAGCCAAUGUCGGGGAUUUGAAAUCGAAAAAUGUAGAGAAGAAGAAAAAUUCUGUUGGUCUGACUGCGAAAAGAGUUAAUUCUGAGCGAAAUGAGACUAGGUUUCAAUCUAAUACAGCGGAAGAGAAAGUUGAAGCGAAAGCAGAGUUUCUGAAACGAGCUGAUCAUAAGGCCUCAAAGGCGGUUAAAAGAGAAAAGGUAUCUAAGAGAACCCCGAAAACGAAUUUUGAAAAGUAUCUUGAAAUGGAUAGGAUUGGGGCUCAGGAGGAUUUGGAAUUAGAAAGGAGACUUGCAAAGAAACUCAAAGUGAAGGAUGGGAAAUUGAAGGGGGAGGAUUUUGGCCUUAAUGUGUUGUUUGAAGGGAUCGUACCUGUUGAUUCAUUUGGCACAGAAGAAACGAUCUAUGCUGAUGCAUUACCUGUCAAAAAAUCUAAGAAUAGCGAUUCACGCAAGAAACGUAAGAAAGAUAAGUCAUUGGAGGACAGGCUAGAAGGUGAGCUACCUUCUAGAGGAGUUCCAGAGGAGGCAGUAACUGAUGGUGCAGAGGUGGAAAUUGAAGAUUUUCCUUCCAAGAAAUCAUUGAGGAAGAGAAAUAAGAAGAGAAAGGUGCUAGAGGAAUCUGAAGAAGCCAAUGAAGGUGACAUGACAGUUGAUGUAUCUAAGCAAAUGGAGUCAUGUGGUGCAGAGAUGGCAUCAGAAAAGGUUCCCAUGAAGGCGCCUGAAAAAUAUGUUGCUCCUCAAAAGUAUGUAGCUCCUCACUUAAGAUCUUGUGCAGGGAAUGAGCCAGAAGAGCAUAGUCAGAUUCGUAGACGCGUAAGAGGUCUUCUGAAUAGGUUGUCUGAAUCUAAUGUGGAAUCUAUUACAGGAGACCUAUCAGCUAUUUUUCGUUCCAUUCCUCGUGCCAUUGCUUCUCAGAUGUUCAGUGAGGAGGUUAUAUCAUCUUGUGCUGGUGGUCCUCGUGGGAAUGAACAAUAUGCUGCUGUUUUUGCUGCUCUUGUGGCAGGCAUGGCCUGUUUAGUAGGAAUGGACUUUGGUGCAAACCUUUUGGCAUCACUUGCAAAAACCUUUGAGGACGAGUACCACAAAGAAGACAAUAUUUCGCUGAGAAAUGUUACGCUUUUACUUUCAUAUUUAUGCAUAUUUGGAGUUUGCUCGAGUGAAUUGAUAUACGACUUUCUGGUUGUUUUGAGCAAGCGGUUAACCGAGGUUGAUGUCUCUACCAUACUGACAGUUUUACAAAGCUGUGGAAUGAAAAUAAGGGCCGAUGAUCCUCUUGCGAUGAAAAACUUUAUUCAAAGUGUUCAAAAUAGAGUGAAUGAGCUAAAAGCCUCCUGUGGAGAUAACCAGGAUAAUAUUAACGGCAAAAGAAUGGAAUUCCUGCUUGAGACCAUAUUGGACAUCAAGAACAACAAAAAAAGGCCUAAAGAGGAUACUGCACAGCAUACUAGGAUAAAGAAAUGGCUACAAAAGUUACAGGUAGAAGACAGUUUAAUAAGAGGGCUUAAAUGGAGCAAACUUCUUGAUUCUAAUAAGAAGGGCCAAUGGUGGUUGUCUGGGGAUAUUGCCUCAGCAACAGACACUGUCGAAGAUGUUGCCAACACAAUAGACAAAGAGGUUCUUGAAACCCAGAAAAUGCUGCAGAUUGCUGCUGCACAGAGAAUGAACACAGAUGCCAGAAGGGCAAUCUUUUGUAUAAUUAUGAGUGCGGAGGAUUAUCUUGAUGCGUUUGAGAAGCUUCUAAGAUUGGAUUUGCCUGGAAAGCAGGACAGGGAGAUCAUCAGGGUUCUUGUGGACUGCUGUUUGCAGGAGAAAGUAUUUAACAAGUAUUACACCACUCUGGCUUCCAAGUUGUGUGAGCAUGACAAAAAUCACAAGUUCACUUUACAGUUUUGCCUUUGGGACCACUUCAAGGAUCUGGAGUCAAUGCCGCUUACCGGGUCAAUGCACCUUGCAAAAUUCGUAGCAGAGAUGGUAGCCUCUUUCACCCUCUCCCUUGCAGUAUUGAAGACGGUAGAUCUAGUCGACAUUAAGCAGCUAACAGCUAAAAGGACAAUGUAUUUCCGGAUGCUAUUCGAGGCCAUCUUCGAGUAUCCUGACAGCCUCAUAUGGAACAUAUUCACGCGUGUAGCUGUUUCUCCGGAGCUCGAAAGUCUUCGGCAUGGGAUCGAGUUUUUCAUCAAAUAUAUUGCGGAAGCCAAUAGAGCCCUCAAGGAAAAGUUUAAGCUCGCAAAGAAAGCCCUGAGUAAUGUUGAAGGAGUUCUGAUGUGAGUUCAUUAGUUUUCUAUACAAAUUUUGUAGUUUAUAUUUAUCCAUAAAUUAGAUGAGCAAAUCAUACGAUGAGAUUCUUGUUUUUGUUUGGUCAUUUAUUUAUUUAAUUUGCAAAGCAAGAUAUCGGUUUAGUAUAAACCAGCUGGCUGUGCACUGGAGAUUUUCUAGUAUGCUUUCGGUAUUCUGUACA